AUGGCGUCCACCGAAAAUGUGAGCAACACUUUGGGCGCUAUCUUGGUGGGCUGCCUGUUUUCCACGGUUCUUUCAAGCUUAGUAGGCGUCCAGACUUUCUACUACUUCCGUGUGUACACAAAAGACACGUUCAGGCUCAAAGCCAUGGUCAUUGGCAUCUGGUUCCUUGAUGCUGCACAUACCAUCCUCGCUUGCGCGUCGACCUGGGAUUACUUGAUUGUCAAUUUCGGGAACGAGAGUGUUGCAGACAACAUCCCUAUUACCAUUGGGCUCACAAUCGCCAUCACGGCGUUUCUGACAUGGGUGGUCCAUCUGUACUUCUGCUUCAGAGUCCUCAGAUUCAGCCAAGGAAACUGGUACCUCGGUGCUCCCCUAAUCGCGUUGACGUUCGCUCGACUCAUCGCUGCAUCCAUAACCACAGCCGAAAUUGCUUUUACCGUCCUGUCCAUGAUCUGCUGGAUUGUCAUGCCCAACAACUUAAUCUACUUCGGAUUCCAUCUUGCUAUAAGCAAACUCUACGCCAACUCACUGCUUGCGACGUUGAACACCCGAAGGACUCUGCGCGGACGCUUUGAUAAAUCUUCAGAACCAGGCGCGGGCGAUCAUCCACUCCCUGUCCUCUUCCCUUCGACUCUCAGCCGUCACGGUCGUAACGAGAACAGUGGCUUCAACAGAUCACGAUGCGAGGAUGAACGGACGCCAAGCAAGCUCGAAAUCGGUGUCGAGAAGACUGUCCAAUACGACGUCGACGGCGUCACCAUCGAUCUCUCGCAGCACGCCCCUCGUCCCAGCCGUAACCCGAGUACAUCUGCCAAAUAG
Messenger RNA from Stereum hirsutum FP-91666 SS1, 819 nucleotides. RefSeq lists its product as uncharacterized. Bases 1 to 819 code for a protein of 272 amino acids. The transcript is spliced from 18 exons. The record is from RefSeq and is a predicted model, not a curated record. NCBI's taxonomy places the organism in Eukaryota, Fungi, Basidiomycota, Agaricomycetes, Russulales, Stereaceae.